CCCCGAAGGACAGCCCGUUCGUACUGGGAGGGGGAUACCGCCUCCACCGAAACCCAACACAGUUCCAUUCCCUGUGCAGGAAUAUUCAACCCAGACUGGAAUAUCGCUCGACAAGGCUAUCCUAUCGACAGAAUCCCCUUCAGUAGCCUAUUUCAAGACGUUUCUAUGCAGAUCGGCUCCAGGUGUUGAUAAAUACGAUCGGCUUUAUCUCUUUAACCGAAACAUACUGAAGGAUUUAAACAAAGAUCCUCAAGUCAAGGUGAUACAAUCUUCAUACGUGACCAUUAUUUUGAUGUCGCUGAAGAUCAACACUUGAAUAUGUGACUGGAUGGAUGCUAUAGCCUACCCGAAAGACGACAUGUUUGAACAGCUGAAUUACAAAUCUAACUGACUAGAAAUAGCCUGUAACAGUUCAUUAUAUAACUAGCAACGCGCUGUCAAAUUAACGAGGUAAACGCAAACCGAAUGGUCUCUUAGAUGAGAGAGAAUCUCAGGUGGAUUCCUUUUACAAGACGAAGGCACAUUAACGGGAAUCGGAUCGCUUUCGUAGAGUACAGCUCUGGACAUUUUCCCCCCUACUUUCUCAUGUUCACGAUGCAGUUCCGGACAGUACAAGAUGUAAAAGUUGUGGAUGUGGAGAAGAGACGGAAUCCCUCUAAGCAUUAUGUGUACCUCAUCAAUGUCACGUACUCCGACGCCUCCUCCCACGUCAUAUACCGCAGAUACAGCACCUUCUUUGACCUCCAGAUGCAGAUUCUUGACAAGUUUCCAAUCGAGGGAGGGCAGAAGGAUCCCAAGCAGAGGAUCAUCCCCUUCCUGCCAGGGAAAGUCCUGUUCCGUCGGAGCCACGUCAGAGACGUAGCCAUGAAGCGACUGCGGCACCUGGAUGACUACUGCAGGGCCCUGGUGAGGCUGCCGCCGCGGAUCUCCCAGAGCGAGGAGGUGCUGCGGUUCUUCGAGACGAAGGCCGAGGACCUCAACCCCCCGAAAGAGGACUAUGGCACCUCCAAACGCAAGUCAGUUUGGAUGUACGGGCUGCCCGAGAGCCCGAAGAAAGAGGUGCCAGGGGGGGACGGCGGGGACCCCAUGGUGCUGGAGCAGUACGUGGUGGUGGCCAGCUACGAGCGGCAGGAGAGCUCCGAGAUCAGCCUGCAGGCCGGGGAGCUGGUGGACGUCAUCGAGAAGAGCGAGAGUGGCUGGUGGUUUGUCAGCACGGCAGAGGAGCAGGGCUGGGUCCCAGCCACGUACCUGGACUCUCAGAACGGCACGCGGGACGACCUGGAGCUCAGCACCUCCAGGGCUGGAGAAGUCACAAAGCGACGGCAGUCCCACCUGAGACGGCUGGACCGCCGAUGGACCCUGGGCGGCUUUGUGAACCGGUCGCAGAGUCGAGAGGAGAAAUAUGUCACGGUGCAGUCCUACGCCAGCCAGGGUAAGGACGAGAUUGGGUUCGAGAAAGGGGUCAUCGUGGAGGUCAUCCAGAAGAAUUUGGAAGGCUGGUGGUUCAUCAGAUACCUGGGGAACGAGGGAUGGGCCCCCGCCUCCUACCUGAAGAAGGUGAAGGACGACUUCUCCCCGCGGAAGAAGACCCUGUCGGGCCCGGUGGAGAUCAUCGGGAACAUCAUGGAGAUCAGCAACCUGCUGAACAAGAAGGCGGCGAGCGAGCGGGACGUGCACGCGGACCCCGAGGGCGAAGGGCCCCACCUGAGCAAGCGCCAGAUCGGCCCCCCCGUCCCGCGCGAGGACCCGGCCACCGGCGCCGCCCUGCAGGACAGCCGCGCGUCCCCCGCCAUCGCCCGAGUCACCCCCCACCGCGUGGACUUUGGUUCUCCAAACCUCCGCCAGAGGCCCCCGCCUCGAAGAGAUACCAGUCUGGGCUCCCUGUUACCCAAGCCUCCAGAGCCCCCUGCUGUCGAAGCGGAGUAUUACACCAUUGCAGAAUUCCAGUCCGAGAUAUCCGAUGGGAUUAGUUUUCACGGUGGACAGAAAGCUGAUGUGAUUGAGAAGAACUGCGGGGGAUGGUGGUACGUUCAGAUCGGGGAGAAAGAGGGCUGGGCUCCCUGCUCCUACAUCGACAAGCGGAAGAAGCCCACUCUCAACAGGAGGACCAGCACUCUGACCCGGCCGAAGGUCCCGCCCCCGGCCCCGCCAAUCAAAAAGCAGGACUCUGAGGACGCCGCCCCUCCCGCCGACCCCCCUGCGAGCAGACCCCCGUACGAGGAGCCGGAGUACGACAUUCCCGCCAUCGGCUGCGACCUGGACUUCGACCUGGACUUCCUGAAGGGGGAGCUGUCCGCCAACUCCAGGGGCGGAGACGCGUCAAAGCCCGCCCCCGUCCCCACCCCCGCCUCCUCCUCCUCCUCCUCCUCCCCCUGGAGGCGGUCCCUCAAGCUGAGUGAGGACACAGUGCGGGGGGAGGAGGAGGAGUGCGUGUACGAGAACGAGGGAGGCUUUCGGCCCCGCCGAGGGGACGGGGAUUCGGGCGGAGAUUCGGACUCGCCCAGGUCCAGUCGGUUCUGCACCGUCAGCGUGGCCUCGCAGGCCGCCCUGCGGGACGGGAGGGGGGCACGAAGGGCGCAGGCAGAGCUGCCCAAGGCCGAGGACCUUGCCCCCGGGUCCCCCCGCACCGAGCCCGCCUGCCCCCUGGCCAAGCCCCUGGGGCUCCGCAAAGACCCGGAACCUAAACUGGGCCUGAGCGCCUCCACCAAACCCAAGCUCGUGGUGCGACCCAAGCCCCUCCUGACGAAAUCGGAGCCCCAGAGCCCAGAGAAGAUGGACAUCGGCGCCCUCCGGAGGCAGCUGCGGCCCACGGGCCAGCUGAGGUCCGGCCCGAGGAGCUCCAGGGGCGAGGACUCGGAGACGGCGUCCCUGGUCUCGUCCUCGGACUCGGCCUCGUCCCGCAGCACCUCGGACCUCUCCAGCGUGCACUCCAGGGGGGGCAGCCGGGGGGACUGGGACCCGGAGCCCUGCUGGUACCGGGCCACCGACAGCUACGAGAGGGCGCAGCAGUCGGAGGUCAGCCUGGCGGCGGGGGCGGAGGUGGAGGUGCUGGAGAGGCAGGAGAGCGGGUGGUGGUACGUGCGCUGCGGGGGCGCCGAGGGCUGGGCGCCCUCCUACUACCUGGAGCCGCUCAGGCCGCACUCGGACGGGGGGGGCUCCGGGUCCGAGGGGACCCCCUCCAAACCGGGCAGCCUGAGCAAGUCCAACAGCCUGGAGAAGAACGAGCAGCGGGUGCAGGUGCUCAACAACAUCAACCAGAGCCUGCAGAGGGUCGGUUCGUCGCCCCCCAUCCCCAACAAGCCCCCCGGGGGCUUCGCCAAGGCCGCCGCCCCCCCCGCCGCCCCCAACGGCCCGGUGAAGAUGCGCAACGCCGUGCGGCGGCUGGCCGUCCGGCCGCAGUCCGUCUUCGUACCGCCGCCCGUCAAGGACACCAACGUCCUGACGGGCUCCCUGCGGAGGAACGAGUCCCUCGGCUCCGCCCACCAGCCCAGGGCCGCCUCCCCCGCCGUCCGCCGGAACUCCUCCUUUGGCGCGGUCCCGGCGCAGGCGCGCGAGGGCGGGGCCGAGCGGCGGGACGGGGCGGGCCCGGGGGACCGGGCGCAGCCGCGCACCGUCGUUCCCGUGUCCGCCGUCAGGCCCAAGCCCAUCGAGAAGGCCCACCUCAUCCACAACAACCUCCGCGAGGUCUACGUCACCAUCGCCGACUACCGCGGCGACAAGGAGACCAUGGGCUUCACCGAGGGCACCAGCCUGGAGGUCCUGGAGCGCAACCCCAACGGCUGGUGGUACUGCCAGGUGCUGGACGGGGGGCGUGUCCAGAAGGGCUGGGUGCCCUCAAACUACCUGGAGAGGAAGAACUAGCACUUCUCUGCUAACGUUUCAAAUACAUUCUUAUUUUUUAAAAGUCAAUGCAAAACUGUGUGAUCGUAUUUGAAGAAGACUCUUUCGGAGCUGGUUUACUGAAAAGGCAUGGCGUAUGAGAGGACUUACAUGGUCGUUGGGAUAGAGUGGAGCAGGCAAUAUCGUGUCUUAGGGGGGAAAUUCAUUGUUGGAACUGAGGUUAAAGGAGGAUAUUUGUGUGAUAAUUGCUCUGAGCAGGGUCAUCCACGUAUUAUCCCUGAUAAGGGUGCCUUUCGAUGACCUUAAACAGAAUAAAUAUGUUGAGGAAUUAAAGAAACGUAAAUGCAAAUGGCGAAGAAUCAAAAGCUUUUUUUGUGCAACUCAAAGAAAAAAAGUGUUGGAAGAGAACAUAUAUGCAGGAAUUGGAUUAAGCUUUACUGAUAAACGUUCAUCAACAUGCAAUACUGAGGUUGGGGUUGUAGUGACUCAGCAAAUCCUCUGGUUCUCCUCUCAAAAGUGUGUUUUCUGUCUGGUGUGUUUUUUGCGUUGUUUAAAGAUGCAUCUCAGCUUUAGUCUUAUGACACCCACACAACUAGUCUGAGUCUGAAGGUGUUUUAGUCCAACACGUGUCUGCUCAGAGGUUUAUAUGUAAAGCCUGAGUCUGAAGGUGUUUUAGUUCGGCACGGUUCUGCUCAGAGGUUUAUAUGUAAAGCCUGAGUCUGAAGGUGUUUUAGUCCGGCACAUCUCUGCUCAGAGGUUUAUAUGUAAAGCCUGAGUCUGAAGGUGUUUUAGUCCGGCACGGUUCUGCUCAGAGGUUUAUAUGUAAAGCCUGAGUCUGAAGGUGUUUUAGUCCGGCACGGUUCUGCUCAGAGGUUUAUAUGUAAAGCCUGAGUCUGAAGGUGUUUUAGUCCGGCACGGUUCUGCUCAGAGGUUUAUAUGUAAAGCCUGAGUCUGAAGGUGUUUUAGUCCAGCACGGUUCUGCUCAGAGGUUUAUAUGUAAAGUCUGAGUCUGAAGGUGUUUUAGUCCGGCACGGUUCUGCUCAGAGGUUUAUAUGUAAAGCCUGAGUCUGAAGGUGUUUUAGUUCGGCACGGUUCUGCUCAGAGGUUUAUAUGUAAAGCCUGAGUCUGAAGGUGUUUUAGUCCAGCACGGUUCUGCUCAGAGGUUUAUAUGUAAAGCCUGAGUCUGAAGAUGUUUUAGUCCGGCACGGUUCUGCUCAGAGGUUUAUAUGUAAAGCCUGAGUCUGAAGGUGUUUUAGUCCAGCACGGUUCUGCUCAGAGGUUUAUAUGUAAAGUCUGAGUCUGAAGGUGUUUUAGUCCGGCACGGUUCUGCUCAGAGGUUUAUAUGUAAAGCCUGAGUAUGAAGGUGUUUCUCAUCUGUUACUGAGAAACAGUACCAGCACAUAAACAAGCACAGGCAGAGACGCGCACACACACGCACACACGCACACAUCAAAAGUCAAAAAUUCUAAAUCGUAUCUCCAUCGCUGACCUGUGUGCCUGUAGUAGCUUUACAAAUUUUUUUUAACUUUCUUCCUUGUUGUUGUUCCAGGAAAAAUCCUUUCUUCAUGCUCGCCCAUAAGAUGGAAGUAUUGUUGCUGGAAAUUUAAGCACUCAGAUAGUGUCUGUUGGAAGUUUCAUGGGAACCACAGACCAGUACUGGAAAUUAGGCUUGAGCUUUGCCAACCAACCCAGCGAUAUAGAUACAUAUCUUUGAGCCUGAUGUGGUCCACACAAAAAAAAACAUCAGUGCCGAUUUCGUAUGUAGUGUUAUGUACCUACAAAUUAAAGGCUACAACACAUUUCCUGGCAGAAAUAACAUUGAUAUCCGGAGGAACUUCGAUCUUCUUGCCCUGAGUAAUAACAUUUCUGUGUAGGAUGGAUUUUUCAGUUUUAAUAUUGCUGUGCAGUAUUAGUUAAAUUAGCGAAAUGUCCAGGCAAGUCAGUUUACAUUUAAAUUUUGUAUGACUAUUUAUAUUAUUUUAUUAUUUAAAGCAGUAUGGUAUUUCUAGUCAUGAAAAAUAAAUGCAGUAAAAGCUGUCUCUGACCCUUUUCUGGAAUCAGAACUCCAGAGAACCUGAUCAAAUCUGAGAUGGAUAAGUUGGAAGGUGUAACUGGGGACUUUUUCUGGUUUCCUGAUUUGGAAUCAAAUUGAAAGCUAGAUGGAUAUUAUUCAUGUUAUUUUUAUGUUAAUCACAUGUUUCUGUUUAAUUUACCAAAGCAUUAAAUGACUUAAGCCAAUUCAAUUGGCUGAUGUUCAAGGCUGCCAAAAUAUUUCAGUACAAUCUCCAAGUAUGUAGGUUAAGCACUAACUUUUAAUUUCUGCUGGGCAGUAUUAAAUAUAGCAUUAGACAACAUAUUUUUAAUUUUCAGCCCUUUUUUAUUGAGCAAAAAGGGUUGCUUUUUGCGAUUGUGCAUAAACAGUAAUGAGAAAAGAAGUGGUCAUUUUUGGAAAUAAAUGCACUUUAAAAUCUUGUCAGAUCUGAGUGCAUUACUUAAAGGUGCAGCAUGAUUAAUUCCAAUCGCAGUAAUAUUAUUUAUUGGAUUUCCUUUUUAUACAUAAAAAUAUUUUUUUUUAUUAAGUGUUUCAUUGAAUUUUCAGACAGUUCAUUGCAAAAGUAGCUCAUACAAUGCUAGUGAAUUAGCAAGCAAGAGUUUUAAAGUGGCCUUUCCUCCUAAGUUUUAAAAAGAACUUUUAUCCAAUUUGUUCAGUCAUGAUUUUUUAAUUUUUUUUUUUUUUGCAUUUAUAUGUAUUUAUUAAUGGAAUCUGUGAAAUAUUGCCCCCUUGGUAUUAAGAGCUGUGGCCUCAGAUGCAAUUCAUUGUGCUUCCAUUGAAACAAAUCUCGUCUAUAGCUGUAGAGACAUUUAAUAUUUCCCGACUGCAAAAUAAAACGUUACUAAAUAUUAAAAUGCUCAUUUUUAUUAGGCCUUUUAUUGGUGAUAAUUUCCCCUUUAAAAUGUAUGUUCGUUACCUAAUGCUGUGUACUGUAGAUUUAACAAUGACAGACCCUUCCUGUGUCAUUGUGUGACUUUAUAUAAUGCCUGAUUGCUUUUUUUGCCGGUUUGUGUGCAGAACGUGUAUGGUGACAUGCCAAAUGACUCAUAAGGGGGACAGCUGCAGAACCGAACUGAGUCUGAAUAGGUUGCAGUGCCUGGCCUUCCUCUGGUCAGACAGUCAACUCCCUCACACAGAAGCAAUGAGACACGUUAGCCAUGCAUAGCUGAACGUGGCUUGUGUGGAGAGGGGGUCUCAUUUAGACUCUCUGCCGUAGUUAUCAUAAAGACUUGAGUUACAUUUUUGUACGAGGAUCCUGUGCAAUUGUAUUUUCUAACUUCUAUCAGUUAAACAUGAACUGGAAAAAACAUGUCCACCUCCGUUCACCUGUUUAUGACGAAGGCAUUAUAUAAAAGUGUUCAAUUUCAUAAAAAUGUUUAGUACAGCAUGUACUAAGGUGCUAGCCAAUUACUUUCAAUUAAAACAUACCUGCUUUGCUUUAUAAAACCACAAGGGAAUAUAAUUAUUGUUCUAAUUAUUUUAUGUGUAGUAGCAUUACUGCAUAUAUAUAUAUAUAUAUAUAUAUAUAUAUAUGCAAAAGUAUUGGGACAGUGAUGCAAUUUUUUUCUUUUUUGGCUCUGUACUCCAGCACAUUUGAAAUUGAUUUGAAAUAAAAUGAUGAAUAUGUGAUUAAAA
Anguilla rostrata (American eel) is the source of this 7528-nucleotide messenger RNA. RefSeq names its product SH3 and PX domain-containing protein 2A-like. The transcript is spliced from 15 exons. Gene Ontology annotation, biological process: superoxide anion generation. Gene Ontology annotation, cellular component: cytoplasm. Bases 478 to 3861 code for a protein of 1127 amino acids. Gene Ontology annotation, molecular function: phosphatidylinositol binding; superoxide-generating NADPH oxidase activator activity; protein binding. Lineage: Eukaryota; Metazoa; Chordata; Actinopteri; Anguilliformes; Anguillidae. The record is from RefSeq and is a predicted model, not a curated record.